Molecule: messenger RNA, 3405 nt
Organism: Plasmodium cynomolgi strain B
Lineage: Eukaryota; Apicomplexa; Aconoidasida; Haemosporida; Plasmodiidae
Product: cell division cycle ATPase
Exons: 3
Coding region: 1-3405 (1134 amino acids)
Biological process (GO): autophagosome maturation; mitotic spindle disassembly; retrograde protein transport, ER to cytosol
Cellular component (GO): nucleus; cytosol; VCP-NPL4-UFD1 AAA ATPase complex
Molecular function (GO): polyubiquitin modification-dependent protein binding; ATP binding; ATP hydrolysis activity
Source: RefSeq, a predicted model, not a curated record
AUGAACCUCCCUGUUUUGUGGCUACCCCCAUCCGCCCAAAUUACCAUGGGGGAUUUUCUUUGCCUUGCUCUGGCGAAAAAGAAUAAUUUUUCUUCAAUCAGCACGGAUAUUUUCAAAGAUCAGUCUCCUCAUGGGAAGGGAAACAAGGAAUGGAAGAGCCACGUGGUGAAUGUAGACGCUAGCCAGAAGGGUGAGCAGCAAGGGGGGUGUAAAAUCCUCAAGGGGGAGAAGCAGCAGUCCUCGUUAGGCAUCACCGUUGAUGCAAAAGGUGAGAGAAGUGGGAGCAGUGGGAGCAGUGAGAGAAGUGACAACAGUGAGAACAGUGACGACAGUCGAGGUGGCAAUGCAAGACGGUGUAGUAAUGCACCCACGGGGGAAACGAAUCAGAGAAACCCCCCCUCGGAGGAACAAAUGAAUAUCCUGCAGAACAACCUGAUUAGAGGAGUCAUUAACAAAUUUUGGCCGUUCGGGGAGAAGAAGGACGAGGCGCGUAGGAAGGAAGGGACCUCCAACGGCAGUGGGCAUGGGGGAGGAGGAGGAGAAGGAGGAGGAGACCCGCCAGACCCAGACAAGCAACCAUGGUGGGCAAACCAGUCGAGGGGGAACCAGCCCAAGGAGCGUUCCUCAGAAGGAGACCCCUCAGAAGAAGCCCCCUCAGAAGAAGCCCCCUCAGAAGGAGCCCCCUCAGAAGGAGCCUCCCCAGAGGAGCGCCCCCCUAGAGAGACGCACCGACCCAGCAGAGGAACAGACCAUGACAAGGAAACGAAUUUCCUGCUGAAGGCACUGGAGACGGGGAAGUUCCCCUCCUACUGUCUCGUAGAAAAUAUUGACGAAAAUUUAGAUAAUUGCGAAAUAUACAUGAGUAAAGAAAAAAUGGAGGAACUGAAUCUGAGUGAAGGGUUCACCGUUUUGUUGAAAGGAAAGAAAAAAAAAGAAAUGCUAGCAGUUACCAAGCUAGACAAAAAAUUAAAAAAGCAUUUCGUGGUGAUCUCCUUUGCGAUGAAAAAGAAUCUCAGACUUAUGCAUAACGAUAUUAUCAAAAUUUAUCCACUAAUGAAGGUAAGUCCUUUACGAACAGUUGUGCUUAGUCCCUUUAGUGACACUGUCGGAGGGUUAACUAAAAGAGAGUUGGAGGAGGAGGUACUAAAGCCUUACCUGAAAGGGAGCUUAAAGCCGUUGUGUGAUAAUACAACUAUGUAUAUCCCCCAUAAGGGGAAGAAAAUCGAGUUUAGGGUAGUGAAGCUGCUGAAGGAGAGGGGGGAUGAAGAAGAAGGACACCGACAGGAUGAGGAAAGGUCAACUGGAGGAGUAGACAUACCCACCUCGCAACAGUACGGUUACGUAGGUGACAAUGCCAUCAUAACGCUGGAUGAAGAAUACCUGAAUAGAGAGGACUACGAAGAGCACACGGAUGACAUCACGUAUGAAGACCUAGGAGGAAUGAAAAAACAGCUGAACAAAAUUAGGGAACUAAUCGAGUUACCACUAAAAUAUCCAGAAAUAUUUAUUAGCAUAGGGAUAUCUGCUCCCAAGGGAGUCCUCAUGCAUGGAAUCCCAGGCACAGGAAAAACGUCUAUCGCGAAAGCUAUUGCUAAUGAGAGUAAUGCAUACUGUUAUAUUAUUAACGGUCCAGAAAUUAUGUCAAAGCAUAUAGGAGAAUCUGAGCAAAAGUUACGAAAAAUUUUUAAAAAGGCUAGUGAAAAAACGCCGUGCAUUAUUUUUAUCGAUGAAAUUGACUCUAUUGCAAAUAAAAGGAGCAAAAGCACGAACGAGUUGGAAAAGAGAGUCGUCUCACAACUUCUAACUCUCAUGGAUGGCUUAAAAAAAAACAAUAACGUGUUAGUUCUAGCUGCCACAAACAGACCCAAUUCUAUCGACCCUGCUCUUAGACGCUUUGGUCGAUUUGACAGAGAAAUCGAAAUACCCGUUCCAGACGAACAAGGUAGGUACGAAAUUUUGCUUACCAAAACGAAGAAAAUGAAGCUCGAUGCGGAUGUUAAUUUAAGAAAGAUAGCCAAGGAGUGCCACGGAUAUGUCGGUGCAGACCUUGCGCAGCUCUGCUUUGAGGCAGCCAUUCAGUGUAUCAAAGAGCACGUACACUUUUUGGACCUCGACGAGGAAGACUUUAUUGAAUUUAUGAAGAUAAGCGUAGAUGAGAGGAGGGGCACCGAUGGGGAGGGCACCGUUUCGGGGGAAAGCAGUGUCUCUCCUGGUGGGGAGGGGGUCAAGGGGAGAAGCGGGUUUUUCUUCUUCCAAAGGGGGGAACCCAAGUUGGCGGCCAAGUCGGCCAAGUCGGCCAAGUCGGCAGCGUCGUCCAAGUCGGCCAAUUCGGAAGCGUCGACUCCCCUCUCCAAAAGCGGCGAACGGGCUGAUACGAAAAACGCAGAACGACUGGACAGCAGGGCGAAGAAAAUCCCACCCUACAUCCUCAGCAAAUUAACAAUCAAGGCGAAGCAUUUCCAGCACGCAUUGAACAUAUGUAACCCUAGUUCGCUCAGAGAGAGGCAAGUCCAAAUCCCAACCGUGACGUGGGACGACAUCGGAGGGAUGCAUGAAGUGAAGGAACAACUCAAGGAAACCAUCCUCUACCCUCUCGAAUAUAAACACCUAUAUGCAAAAUUUAACUCCAAUUACAAUAAAGGUAUAUUGCUUUAUGGUCCCCCUGGAUGUGGAAAGACACUACUAGCCAAAGCAAUCGCAAAUGAAUGCAACGCUAACUUCAUUUCUGUGAAAGGACCAGAAUUGCUAACCAUGUGGUUUGGUGAGUCGGAGGCUAAUGUGAGGGACCUCUUUGAUAAAGCGAGAGCAGCUUCUCCCUGUAUUAUUUUCUUCGACGAAAUUGAUUCGUUAGCAAAGGAACGAAACAGUAGUAAUAAUAAUGACGCUAGCGACCGAGUGAUUAAUCAGAUCCUCACAGAAAUAGAUGGCAUAAAUGAAAAAAAAACUAUUUUUAUAAUUGCUGCUACGAACCGACCAGAUAUUCUCGACAAAGCGUUGACCAGACCAGGACGGUUAGACAAGCUCAUAUAUAUAUCUCUCCCCGAUUAUAAAAGCAGGUUCAGUAUAUUUAAGGCCAUUUUGAAGAACACGCCCCUUAGCAAGGAUGUGGACCUUUACGAUAUGGCCAAACGGACGGAGGGCUUUUCCGGGGCGGACAUUACGAACCUGUGUCAGAGUGCUGUGAAUGAAGCGAUUAAAGAAACGAUUCACUUGAUUAACCAGCGGAAGGCGGAGAAGGGGGGUGCCGGAACGCGGGGUGCGGACGACCAGUACGACCCGGUGCCCACCCUUGCUAAGAAGCACUUCGACUUGGCCUUCAAAAACGCCCGCAUCUCCAUUCGGCCCGAGGACGUCCUCAAGUACGAGCGCUUUAAGGAGAAGCUCUCCCUGCAGAACUUCGACUGA